CAAAGUGCGAAGUACUAUUGUUUUUAGCAACACUGGACCUAUAAAAACUGCACGCCUCAAACUAACUCAUCAGUUCGACUUCAAAGCUUGCAAAGAUGAAGGCAAUUUUUGUGUUCCUUGCGCUCAUCGGCCUUAGCUUUGGUGCUCCCAGUCAGGUGCAUCACAAACAUGUCCCCAGAAGCCUGAUUGAUGACCUACAAGACUUUUUGGAUCUCCUCCCAAUUGAUGACAUCGAAGCUAUCGCUGCCGAACAUUUGCAAACAGAUGGGGCUUUCGCCGCUGUCGUGAUCUACCUUCAAGGACCAGAAUGGGCUGCACUUGUCGAUGAAGUCGGUGCCAAGCCGGCCGUUCAAGAUUUUAUCCAAUACCUCACCGAUGCUGGUCUCCCAGUUACCGACAUCAUUGAUUGGAUCCACAAUCUCAUCGCUGGUGCUGCUCCUGGAAUCGAACCUGAUGAAAAUGGUUCUCUCAGACCUCUCCUCGAUGAAAUCGAAGCCAUCAUCCCUGUCGACGAUCUCGUUGCUUUGUUGAACGACAAACUCCAAAACAGCCCUGACUUCCAGGAUUUGUACACUAAAGUGUCCAGCGAGGAUGCCCAUGCUCUGGUUGAAGAAGUUCGUGCCAUCGAUGAAGUUCAACGCCUUGCUCAACGUCUUAGAGAUUUCGGUGUCAAAGUCGAUGAAACUUUGGCUGUCAUCUACGAAUUCUUGGGUUGGGGUGCACCAGUUUUCAAGAAAGCUCCCAGAAGUUUGAUUGAUGACCUACAAGACUUUUUGGAUCUCCUCCCAAUUGAUGACAUCGAAGCUAUCGCUGCCGAACAUUUGCAAACAGAUGGUGCUUUCGCCGCUGUCGUGAUCUACCUUCAAGGACCUGAAUGGGCUGCACUUGUCGAUGAAGUCGGUGCCAAACCUGCCGUUCAAGACUUUAUCCAAUACCUCACCGAUGCUGGUCUCCCAGUUACCGACAUCAUUGAUUGGAUCCACAACCUCAUCGCUGGUGCUGCUCCUGGAAUCGAACCUGAUGAAAAUGGUUCUCUCAGACCUCUCCUCGAUGAAAUCGAAGCCAUCAUCCCUGUCGACGAUCUCGUUGCUUUGUUGAACGACAAACUCCAAAACAGCCCUGACUUCCAAGAUUUGUACACUAAAGUGUCCAGUGAGGAUUCCCACGCUCUGGUUGAAGAAGUUCGUGCCAUCGAUGAAGUUCAACGCCUUGCUCAACGACUCAGAGAUUUCGGUGUCAAAGUCGAUGAAACUUUGGCUGUCAUCUACGAAUUCUUGGGUUGGGGUGCACCAGUUUUCAAGAAAGCUCCCAGAAGCCUGAUUGAUGACCUACAAGACUUUUUGGAUCUCCUCCCAAUUGAUGAAAUCCAAGCUAUCGCUGCCGAACAUUUGCAAACAGAUGGUGCUUUCGCCGCUGUCGUGAUCUAUCUUCAAGGACCUGAAUGGGCUGCACUUGUCGAUGAAGUCGGUGCCAAGCCGGCCGUUCAAGACUUUAUCCAAUACCUCACCGAUGCUGGUCUCCCAGUUACCGACAUCAUUGAUUGGAUCCACAAUCUCAUCGCUGGUGCUGCUCCUGGAAUCGAACCUGAUGAAAAUGGUUCUCUCAGACCUCUCCUCGAUGAAAUCGAAGCCAUCAUCCCUGUCGACGAUCUCGUUGCUUUGUUGAACGACAAACUCCAAAACAGCCCUGACUUCCAGGAUUUGUACACUAAAGUGUCCAGCGAGGAUGCCCAUGCUCUGGUUGAAGAAGUUCGUGCCAUCGAUGAAGUUCAACGCCUUGCUCAACGUCUUAGAGAUUUCGGUGUCAAAGUCGAUGAAACUUUGGCUGUCAUCUACGAAUUCUUGGGUUGGGGUGCACCAGUUUUCAAGAAAGCUCCCAGAAGUUUGAUUGAUGACCUACAAGACUUUUUGGAUCUCCUCCCAAUUGAUGACAUCGAAGCUAUCGCUGCCGAACAUUUGCAAACAGAUGGUGCUUUCGCCGCUGUCGUGAUCUACCUUCAAGGACCUGAAUGGGCUGCACUUGUCGAUGAAGUCGGUGCCAAACCUGCCGUUCAAGACUUUAUCCAAUACCUCACCGAUGCUGGUCUCCCAGUUACCGACAUCAUUGAUUGGAUCCACAACCUCAUCGCUGGUGCUGCUCCUGGAAUCGAACCUGAUGAAAAUGGUUCUCUCAGACCUCUCCUCGAUGAAAUCGAAGCCAUCAUCCCUGUCGACGAUCUCGUUGCUUUGUUGAACGACAAACUCCAAAACAGCCCUGACUUCCAAGAUUUGUACACUAAAGUGUCCAGUGAGGAUUCCCACGCUCUGGUUGAAGAAGUUCGUGCCAUCGAUGAAGUUCAACGCCUUGCUCAACGACUCAGAGAUUUCGGUGUCAAAGUCGAUGAAACUUUGGCUGUCAUCUACGAAUUCUUGGGUUGGGGUGCACCAGUUUUCAAGAAAGCUCCCAGAAGCCUGAUUGAUGACCUACAAGACUUUUUGGAUCUCCUCCCAAUUGAUGAAAUCCAAGCUAUCGCUGCCGAACAUUUGCAAACAGAUGGUGCUUUCGCCGCUGUCGUGAUCUACCUUCAAGGACCUGAAUGGGCUGCACUUGUCGAUGAAGUCGGUGCCAAGCCGGCCGUCCAAGACUUUAUCCAAUACCUCACCGAUGCUGGUCUCCCAGUUACCGACAUCAUUGAUUGGAUCCAUAAUCUCAUCGCUGGUGCUGCUCCUGGAAUCGAACCUGAUGAAAAUGGUUCUCUCAGACCUCUCCUCGAUGAAAUCGAAGCCAUCAUCCCUGUCGACGAUCUCGUUGCUUUGUUGAACGAUAAACUCCAAAACAGCCCUGACUUCCAAGAUUUGUACACUAAAGUGUCCAGUGAGGAUUCCCACGCUCUGGUUGAAGAAGUUCGUGCCAUCGAUGAAGUUCAACGCCUUGCUCAACGUCUUAGAGAUUUCGGUGUCAAAGUCGAUGAAACUUUGGCUGUCAUCUACGAAUUCUUGGGUUGGGGAGCACCAGUAGUCAAAAUAUCUCUCAGGAGCUUGAUUUAUCGUGUGUAAUUUAAAAAAGCAUUUGUUCAUUACCCUGCAGAAUAAAUAAUUGUUUUUUCA
Molecule: messenger RNA, 3086 nt
Organism: Zophobas morio
Lineage: Eukaryota; Metazoa; Arthropoda; Insecta; Coleoptera; Tenebrionidae
Exons: 2
Coding region: 96-3035 (979 amino acids)
Source: RefSeq, a predicted model, not a curated record